ACUCAGUUCAUAAACGCGGAUAUUUUGUCAUCCUGUUGGAAGUUUUGUCAAAAUGUUUAUCGAAUGGUUUAGUGUGGUUAUUGUAUUAAAUAUAAUACCCAGCAAUUGUCUCAAAUUAGAUAUCAGCAGAGAAAAUUUUUACCAUGGCAAUAAUUUAUUUUGUGCACAACUCCAGUGUACAGAAAAUAUAAAAGAUGACACUCAGAUAUCAGCUCUUGUCAACAUGUCAGUCUAUAGGAUAAGUGAAUCUGAAGGGAAUAUUUUGUUGGCGUCUAUUGCAGAAUCAGAUUCAAAGCUUCAAGAUUACAAAUGUGCUGGAACAAGAGUACAAGGGAAAAUAUCGAAAACAUUUUCCGAAUUGAAUAUUUUUUUCACAAAUAAUUCAGACUGCAAUGGUGGCAUUUUCCUAUGUGAAAUACAUUAUGUGAACUCAACUGGGUCUAUUGAUAGAAUAGGUAAGCAGACGGGGAGUUUACAGAGAAAAUCACGCGAGUCAUUUAUAAUGAUGAAUUUGAAAGCCAAAACGUCUGACUAUGUUAAAUCAGUUGACACAAUGGCCGAUUUUCUCAAAUCUUUUGAAGACCCAGACAGACUGAAAGGUGCUGACAUGACAUUGUCAUUACAGAUGUCACAUUCUGGUGGCGACACGUUCAUCAAAGAUAAAGAUACAGAGUUACAUAACAAUUAUAAAUACAUCAAUUCUUCUUCAUUUAAGGACAUGUUGGAUGCUAAGAAAAACAAUGCAUCAAUGGAUGUAAACAAAACAAUACAAAUGAUGGAUAAUCAACUGCGUUUAAGAAUACAAAACGAAACAAACAAAUCUAUUUCGCCUUAUUUGGAUUCACUUAAAGACAAUAAUAAAACGUUGGCUCUUCUAAACGAAACUAUGCAUAUAUUUGACUCUAAGACACAGAAACAAUUAGACGGAUUAAAUCUUAGAUUUAAUGAAGUGAAUGAUCAACUGAAGAAGACACAAAACAAUCUUACUAAAAGUGCCAAAGACAUUACAGGUUUGAAUGAAACGCUGCAAGAAUUUUUACACGGAACUUAUGAGAUGAUUUGGAAACAGUGUAUCAAGACGGGAAAUUCAAACCUACCAGAACACAUUAUUGUUAAACUAAAUGAAAGUAAAAAGGCCAUGUGUGAUACCACGACAGAUGGCGGAGGUUGGAUUGUUAUACAGAGACGCGUGUUAGGUAGUGUAAAUUUCUCCAGAAACUGGGAUGACUAUAAAAAUGGCUUUGGAUCAUUACGUGGAGAUUUUUGGCUUGGAAAUGACUGGAUUUCGAACUUGACACAAUCCGGCUACAGUGAUCUGAGGUUUGACAUGAAGUAUAAAGGUAUAUCCUACUACGCCGUGUACAGUAAUGUGACGGUGGGAAAUGAAGCAGAUUUUUAUAGGAUACGUUUUUCAUUCAAGGCAGGCAACCUUGCAGAUAAGUUUACGCAUAACAAGGGAAUGAAUUUUACCACUUUUGACAGAGACAAUGAUGUAUUUCCUAGAAACUGUGCUAAGGAGUAUAAUGGUGGCUGGUGGUAUAGCAACAACUGCGGUUCUGUUAAUCUAAAUGGGAUCUGGGCAAGUAAAGUAGGUGGUAAAGCAAUUCACUGGUCUACUAUAACAGGCUUUGAAGACAGUCUGCAGUACACUGAGAUGAAAUUACGUCGACCCUAAUUUAAAUAAAUAAAUCGGAAUAUUAGGUUUAAAUGCAUGUUUUGAUAUGAAGUGAUUUGUAUCAAUGUGUUUCAAAUAGUAUAGCCUUCACCAAGAUUAUUUUCCUUAUAUUUUUUUUUGUUGUGUAUAAAAAGUAAAAAUAAAUUUGAGUGAUUUCGUAAUUUUAUAUCGACAUUUUAAGAGUCAGUUUCCUUCAAUAAAUAAUCCAUGUCGAAAUUCGACGUUACAAUGUAACAAAAUUAAAUUAUUUAUAUUAUUAUAAUGCAAUAAAUUAGCAGAAAAUAAAUGAUUUUCUUUAAAUAUAUUAUAAUGAACUACUAUUUAAAUAACUAUAAAAAAAGUGCGGGCGCUGAAAUAUGUAUUGAAUAUGCUUACUAGAAUUUAAAAAGGGAAAAAUGUGUUGGUUUAAAGAGGUCAAAGUUUCGCUCGCCAGUUAAGAUCCAUGACGAUUAAAGACUAAAGCACAAGGAAGCACGUGAAAUAAUAGCUUGUAAUAAAUGUUGGGUUAGAACACUGUUUUUACAACAGUGACACUCGAUCUGAUCAAAUAAAUCCAACAGCGACUGAGUUUGUGUAUUCAUGCCAAGAGAGAAAGUCAAUAAAAUUUAAAAUAUAAAUAUUAAAAUAAGUAGUUGUGUAAAAGUAAAUUAUUUUUUCGAAACAUAUUUAUCAUGAUGUAGGUGAAGUAGUGUUACCCUGUUUAUGUGACUUCUGAGUUUGGAAUAAUGUGUAGUCAGCACGAAGCCCUGCUGUUUUUACUUUCCCUAAUGUGAGUCAGGUACCCAUCAGAGAGACUUUGACUGACGUAUACCCGAAUGACUCGAACUCGAGACAUUCGGGUUAGAAGUCUAACUAUUCGCUCACACUGUACAAUUAGAUGUUAAGAUUUUAUCA
Molecule: messenger RNA, 2569 nt
Organism: Physella acuta
Lineage: Eukaryota; Metazoa; Mollusca; Gastropoda; Physidae
Product: angiopoietin-2
Source: RefSeq, a predicted model, not a curated record